AUGGCAGCGCCCGCGCCCAUCCAGGACCGGACGACGGAGUUCCGCUCGAUCCUGAGCCAGGCGCAGAAGAGACUCGCCUCGUCCAAGGCCAGCGGACGGCAGAGCCUCCAGGCCAACUCGACGGCCAGGACGACCUCUGCAGACGUGCCGGCAGCGGGUGGUCGGCCGGCGCGCUCUGAGUUUGCGAGACGGGCGGCAGAGAUCGGGCGUGGGAUAGCGUCGACGACGGGGAAGCUCCAGCGGCUGGCCCAGUUGGCCAAGCGGAAAUCGCUGUUCGACGACAGACCGGUCGAGAUAUCCGAGUUGACAUAUGUGAUCAAGCAGGAUCUCUCCUCGCUGAACUCCCAGAUCGCCUCCCUACAGUCCCUUACGCUGGCCCAGCACCCGAAGUCGUCACGGAGCAAGACAGACCACGAGGGAGAACACAAUGACAAUGUCGUUGUGCUGCUGCAAGGGAGACUGGCGGACGUGGGAGCCAACUUCAAAGACGUGCUGGAAGUGCGGACGAAGAACAUCCAGGCCUCCCGGUCACGGACAGAGAACUUUGUCUCCACUAUUUCAUCGAGAUCGCACGCCCUCGACCCCCAGCGCUCCGACUCCCCGCUGUAUAACAGCGGUAGUAACAGCAACCUCAACAACGCCAAAGGCGGCGGCGGCGGCCUGUCUCGCAGCCGGAGCCCGCAGCCAGGCUACCGCCCGGGCUCGGCGGACGUGCUCACCCUGGACACGUCGUCGAACGGGACGGCCGCCUCGUCCGGGCUGGGCCCAAUGCACUCCGACCAGCAGCUGCUGAUGAUGGAGGAAGCCCAACCUUCCAACACCUACAUCCACGCGCGCGGCGAGGCCAUCGAGGCCAUCGAGCGCACCAUUAACGAGCUGGGCGGCAUCUUCGGCCAGCUGGCGACCAUGGUCAGCGAGCAGUCCGAGAUGAUCCAGCGCAUCGACGCCAACACCGAAGACGUCGUCGACAACGUCCAGGGCGCCCAGCGCGAGCUGAUGAAGUACUGGUCGCGUGUCUCGGGCAACCGCUGGCUGAUCGCCAAAAUGUUCGGCGUCCUCAUGAUGAUGCUGACUGCAACAGAUAUUCUUCCUUCUCUGGGUCCUUAUCUCUGGGUAACCGAGCUGGCGCUUGUUCCCUCAUGUAUAUUACCUUCUAGCCACCGUCUUAAUCAUGUCUUCUGCAUCUUCGUCCACUUUUCUUCCACCUCGUCGUCCCUUUUUAGUCCCUUUUUAGUCCCUUUUUUGCCCGUAAAGCGUCUCAUCUAUGUCUUAGUAAGCGAGCAUGUUUCAACCUCAUCCCUCAGUAUAACGGGGCUCUCCCUGGCACUCCCGCUGCUGACUCAGCCAGCCCUCUCCUCCCACCCCGAUAAAAAGUGCUCCUCCAUCCAACCUCUCGUAUCGAAACCAACACAAAAACAAAACACACAAAAAAAUAAACAUGAGAUCUCCCUUUUUCUUUCGCUGACUUCGUCGAUCAUCCCCAGCGCAUUCAUCCCAGCGAGAAGUGGCUGGACCAAGAAUGAUCAGCCUCUCUCCCCCAUCGACGCUCGCGGCUCCCCAAGCCCCCUUGGUGCUACCAAUGCACAACCCAGAGAUAUGACCCGAUCCCCUCCCCGGGCUGCUCCUCACCCUACCAACACCUACUACGAAGACGUAGAGACUCGCUUCACCAACACCUCGAAUCCUGAUCCCGCCUUUAUACCGUCUGCCCUAACCCCAGGCAGCAUUGCCCCGGAACCUGACCAGAGGACUUCUGUCGAUGCCGUGCAUGGCAUGCGCUCUCCUGUCAGCGACAUUAGCCACUUCACCUCCAUCUCCCAGCGCGGAAUCAACCCCAAGUGGCAGCCGCCGGAGUGGGACAACCCCCGAGAAAAGGUGCAGAAGCAGCGUGAGGCGCUUCUGGUCAAUAACCCUGACUUCCAGCUUUCCACUGAUUCUACACGCGCAGCUAAACAAACAGCUGGUCUGGGUUUCAAUAUUUUUUGCUUCUCUCUAUUCUCUUGUUAUCCAUAUGUCAUGCGUUCCAGGGCCACAAAGUAUCUUUUAUUGACAACAUCCCUUUCUUUCUCCUUUGAACCAUUGCUUUCACCUGUACAUUCUUCUUGCUGUGUAUGUAUGUUGACACCUUAUGGGUAUGCUCCUUUUCUCUUUUUCUAUUUCUCCUUCUAUUUCUUCUUCUCUUUCUUCCUCUCUUUCUUCUCUUUCUUCAUCUUUAUUUUUAACAGCCAUUGUCUUGAUGGCUUCUUUGAACAGGGCUGGGACUAG
Trichophyton verrucosum HKI 0517 is the source of this 2265-nucleotide messenger RNA. RefSeq lists its product as uncharacterized. Gene Ontology annotation, molecular function: SNAP receptor activity; SNARE binding. The transcript has 6 exons. The record is from RefSeq and is a predicted model, not a curated record. Gene Ontology annotation, cellular component: Golgi membrane; endomembrane system; SNARE complex. NCBI's taxonomy places the organism in Eukaryota, Fungi, Ascomycota, Eurotiomycetes, Onygenales, Arthrodermataceae. Bases 1 to 2265 code for a protein of 754 amino acids. Gene Ontology annotation, biological process: endoplasmic reticulum to Golgi vesicle-mediated transport; intracellular protein transport; vesicle fusion.